AUGGCAGGUGAUAGUGAAACAAUUGAAGAAUUUGAGAAAGAAGUAUCAAUGUUAGAUAAGUUUAGAAGUGAUUAUAUCAUUCAUUUUUACGGAGCAGUAUUCAUUCCAAAUAAAUAUUGCAUGGUAACAGAAUAUGCAGAAUAUGGGUCACUACAAGAUUCAAUUCAUAAUUAUUCCAAAGACAAAAAACCCGGACAUAAAUUAAGAAUAAAAUUUAUGAUAGAUGCUGCAAAAGGAAUUGAGUAUCUUCAUUCAAAUGGAAUAUUACAUCGAGAUAUUAAACCAGAUAAUAUUCUUAUUGUAUCAGUUAAUCCUAAUACUUUAGUUAACGCUAAACUUACAGACUUUGGGUCAUCAAGAAAUGUUAAUAUGAUGAUGACAAAUAUGACAUUUACCAAAGGAGUUGGAACACCAAUGUAUAUGGCACCUGAAGUUCUGGAUCAAAAGAAAUAUAAAAUGCCAUCAGACAUCUUUUCAUUUGGAGUUAGUUUAUUUGAAGCGUAUAUGUGGAAUACUCCAUAUCCAAUUGAAAAGUUUAAAUACCCAUGGGAUAUAGCACAAUUUAUUGGUUGUGGUAAACGAUUAGAAAAGCCAAAUAAAAUGCCAGAGUGGGUUUAUUACAUAAUAAGUAGGUGUUGGGAUGAAGAGCAAACAAAACGACCUGAAAUUAAUACUGUAGUAAAUGAAUUAGAAAAUGGAUAUAAUAAUAUGUGA
Entamoeba nuttalli P19 is the source of this 714-nucleotide messenger RNA. Its product is annotated as tyrosine kinase, putative. Gene Ontology annotation, molecular function: ATP binding; protein kinase activity. The transcript has a single exon. Gene Ontology annotation, biological process: protein phosphorylation. Lineage: Eukaryota; Evosea; Mastigamoebida; Endamoebidae. Bases 1 to 714 code for a protein of 237 amino acids. The record is from RefSeq and is a predicted model, not a curated record.